AUGGCUGAUAGAUACUCUUUUUCUCUUACGACUUUCUCGCCCAGUGGCAAGCUUACUCAGAUCGAUUAUGCCCUCCAGGCCGUCAACAAGGGUGUUACUUCCUUAGGAAUCAAAGCUUCUAAUGGCAUUGUACUUGCCACGGAAAAGAAAUCAUCUUCCCAUUUGAUCAACACAGAUACACUUUCCAAAGUUGACCUCAUCACUCCUGAUAUUGGUGUUGUUUACAGCGGAAUGGGUCCUGAUUACCGCGUACUUUUGGGCCAAGCACGCAAACUUUCGCAUACUGCUUACAAGCGCAUUUACAACGAGUACCCCCCAACACGCAUCAUGGUUCAGGAGGUCGCUAAGGUGAUGCAAGAGGCUACACAAAGCGGUGGUGUCCGUCCCUACGGUGUCUCAUUGCUUAUUGCUGGAUGGGAUCAACACUUUGGCUAUGGCCUGUACCAAGUGGACCCUUCAGGUGCUUAUUUUCCUUGGAAAGCCACUGCUAUUGGAAAGGGCUCAACUUCGGCAAAGACCUUUUUAGAGAAACGUUGGAAUGAGGAGCUGGAACUCGAAGAUGCCAUCCACAUUGCUCUUCUUACUCUGAAAGAGUCCAUUGAGGGCGAAAUGAAUGGUGAUACAGUCGAAAUUGCUGUUGUAAGCGAGCCCGCAGACCAUCUUUUGGGAGUGCGGGGUGUUGCUGGCGCUGAGGGCCCACGAUUCCGCAAGCUUAGCGCUCAAGAAAUUGAUGAUCGUUUGGAUGCUUUAUAA
This is a messenger RNA of Magnusiomyces paraingens, 753 nucleotides long. RefSeq lists its product as uncharacterized. The coding region runs from base 1 to 753 and encodes 250 amino acids. Gene Ontology annotation, biological process: ubiquitin-dependent protein catabolic process. Gene Ontology annotation, cellular component: proteasome core complex; proteasome core complex, alpha-subunit complex. The transcript has 3 exons. The record is from RefSeq and is a predicted model, not a curated record. NCBI's taxonomy places the organism in Eukaryota, Fungi, Ascomycota, Dipodascomycetes, Dipodascales, Dipodascaceae.